UUCGCUAAGUAUCGUUAAGGAGCCGGGACCACUACUCGGUCGGCCGGUGCGACCACGGUAAUGCGUGGAAAGAAGGGAAGGCGAGCAGGGUGCUACUGCGUACGACGUGGUGGUGACUGGUGAGGCUGAUUGGACUGGAUUCUCCCCCGACUCAUUCAAUCUCUGCAUCCUUCGAUCGCGUGCGGUGAGUCGCAGAAUUUGCAAUUUCGGAAUUUGUGCUGAGCGAUGGCAGCGACAGGGGCCGUGGUCUCGGUUACAGGCGUCUGCUGGGAGGCAUGUUUCCAGCCGCAGCGGAAUAGGAGAGUUAGCGCGACGAAAUUGCAGUCGUCCUCUGCCGAUGCUGUCGUUGGCUUCUCCCGAAAAUGCAGAGUGGAAGGAGCGACUCUGAUGUCCAGUUGCAGCAGUGCAGUGAAACCUUCCUCCUCGUCGGUUUCUUCAUGCUCUUCGAAGCCUCAGCAACACCACGGGCGGAGAGGCCGAGCGUUUGCGACUAUGGCAACAAUGGCUGAGUCACCCGUGGCAUCCGAGCUGGAGAAGGUCGGGGAUGUGCUCCUGGAAGUCAGGGGAUUGUGCGCUGUGGUGGAAGCCACUGGCAAGGAGAUUUUGCGUGGUGUGGAUCUCACCGUUCGACAAGGAGAGGUGCAUGCUAUCAUGGGCAAGAAUGGUUCGGGGAAGAGCACGUUGUCCAAGGUACUGGUGGGUCACCCAGAUUACUUGGUCACAAGUGGCACAGCAACCUACAAAGGAGAAAAUCUUUUUGACAAAGAGCCUGAAGAAAGGAGCCAUGCUGGACUUUUUUUGAGUUUCCAGUCUCCAGUUGAAAUCCCUGGAGUAAGCAACAUGGAUUUCUUACGGAUGGCCUGCAACGCCCGUCGCUCAUCCCUCGGGCUUCCAGAGUUCGGUCCUCUUGAGUUUUAUGGAUUUCUAUCUCCGAAGUUGGCUGCACUGAAUAUGGAUCCAAGCUUUCUGGAUCGCAAUGUGAACGAAGGUUUCAGUGGUGGUGAAAAGAAGCGUAAUGAAAUUUUGCAACUAGCGGUGUUGGAGGCAGACAUGGCUAUAUUGGAUGAGAUAGAUUCUGGCUUAGAUGUGGACGCCUUGAGGGAUGUUGCUGCAGCCGUAAAUGGCCUGAGAAAGUCAGACAAUGCGGUUCUUAUGAUUACCCAUUAUCAGAGGCUUCUGGACUACAUCAAACCCACAUACGUUCAUAUUAUGGAAGCAGGGCGCAUCGUAAAGACGGGCGAUAGUUCUCUAGCUUUACAAUUGGAGGCAGGGGGAUAUGAAGCUCUGAAGGAGUCGGCUUGAGAUUGUGCCUCUGGGCGAAUGUAUUGUAAUUUUAUUGCGAUCUCUGAGCGAAUUGUCAAAAGAAAACGGGCAUUCUUUGCCCUCGGUGAUGUAACACUAUCUCAUUCUCUUAGGAAAUUUUCCGAGAGGAUCAGGAGGAGAGCAUAGGACCAAAUAGUGGAAUCCCAAUUCGAAGCCACCCACUAAGCUACAGGCGAAUUUCACAAUUGAUAUGUUGAGCGCACAAUCAUCAACGCGAUAGAUGUUGAAAGUCCUGUAGGUGAGUUUUUGUCCGAUACUAAGAACAUUUCGAUCACGCGUCUAAUCUUUAUGUAAAAGGAGCUUCUCGAUCACCUCUCGUAAAUAAAACUGCUGGAGAGAUUUGGACUUGCAGGUACCAAUAUGCUUUGUUCCUCCUCGUUUACACAAUACUACCUUCAAUGUGGGUCUGAUUUUGACAAGGUUUUACAUUUUAGGUCACGAGAUGCCGAAGUUAAAGACACGUUUGAGGCAGUUAGUAGCAGCCGAUGGUGGAAAGUUGGCUUUUGAAGAUAUCAAAU
This is a messenger RNA of Marchantia polymorpha subsp. ruderalis, 1841 nucleotides long. NCBI's taxonomy places the organism in Eukaryota, Viridiplantae, Streptophyta, Marchantiopsida, Marchantiales, Marchantiaceae. The record is from the annotation of a GenBank genome assembly.